AUGCGCACUUUAACAAUUUCCUCGUGCUUUGCUUGGCAACGAGCUUAUUUAACCUUACAAUUGAAAAUAAAUCGGGAAUGGGAAUAAUAUCGUAAAACAAGCAAAAAUGCAGGUUUCCGAUCCUAAUAACGUUAAAAUUUACAAUUUAAGUGCUGGAAAAUCUUUACCAGAGUGGUUAUCUGAGAGGAAAAGAAGAGCAUUAUUAAAAAAAAAUGUUGAUAUUAGAAGACGUAUUGAACUUAUUCAAGAUUUUGAUAUGCCCGGACUUAGUUCAACAGUAAAAGUUUCAAAAGAUGGUCAAUAUAUACUUGCAACAGGUAUUUACAAACCUAGAAUAAAAUGUUUUGAUGUAAACAAUUUAUCAUUAAAAUUUGAACGGUGUUUUGAUUCGGAAGCAGUUACUUUUCAAAUACUUAGCGACGAUUAUAGCAAGCUCGUUUUUUUGCAAUGUGAUAGAUAUAUAGAAUUCCAUGCGGCUUUUGGUCGGUACUACAGACUUCGAAUACCCAAAUUCGGUAGAGAUAUGCAAUAUGAUUAUCCUAGUUGUGAUUUGUUUGUCGUUGGGGCUUCUUCUGAUAUUUAUAGGUUGAAUUUGGAAAGGGGACAGUUUAUGACACCUUAUACUAGUACAGCUUCAUCUAUAAAUAAAUGUUGUAUCAAUCCUUAUCAUCAGUUAUUAAUUUGCGGUACACAAGAGGGUAAAGUAGAAGCUUGGGAUCAAAGAAGUAAAUCUAUAGUUGGUACUUUGGAUUGCGCUUUUACGUGUUUUAACGAAAAUAAAGAUAUGGAAAGUUUUCCAUCAAUAACAGCUUUAAAAUUUAAUGGUGCUUUACAUUUAGGCGUCGGUACAGCUUCAGGACAAGUACUUUUAUACGAUUUAAGAUCAAAUAAACCUUUUUAUAUCAAGGAUCAUAUGAAUGAUUUGCCUAUAAAAGAUGUAGAGUUCCAUUAUCAGCAGGAUUUGGUGUUUUCUUUAGAUUGUUCAGUAUUAAAAAUUUGGGAAAAAAAUAAUGGACAGUUAUAUACAUCGAUAGAUGCUUCUACGGAGUUUAAUAAUCUUUGUACAGUACCUAAUACGGGAUUGUUAUUUCUUGCCAACGAAAAUCCUAAAAUACAAACUUAUUACAUCCCCAGUAUGGGACCCGCCCCUAAAUGGGCGAGUUUUCUGGAUUCCCUUACUGAAGAAUUGGAGGAAAGUAACACUGAGAAUGUUUACGACGAUUACAAAUUCGUUACUAAAGCGGAAUUGGAGAAUUUGGGACUUGAUCAUCUUGUAGGUACUAAAUUGUUAAGGGCUUACAUGCACGGUUAUUUUAUGGAUAUUCGUUUGUAUAAAAAAGCCAGAGCGGUCGCGAAUCCGUUUGAAUUCGAGGAAUACAGAAAGAAGAAGAUAAAAGAAACUAUUGAUAAAGAUAGAGAAAAUAGAGUGCAAGUUAACAAACUUCCUAAAGUUAAUAAAGAUCUGGCGCUUAAAUUGAUGAACGAAGAACAAAAUAGCAAGAAGAAUAAAGUUAAUGCUGCUAAUUUAUUGGUGGAUAACAGAUUUAAGGCGUUGUUUGAAAAUCCAGAUUUCGAAGUAGAUAAAAAUGCAGAUGAAUAUCGAUUAUUGAAUCCGGUAUUGUCUCGCUUGGAUACUGCUAAAGCUAAAAAAUUGAAGAAAUCUUUGAUAUCGGAAGAUUUCGAACCGAUCGAGGAGGAAAUGGAAGGUAAAAAUAGUUCCGAAGAAGACACAGAAGAUGAAUUUGAAGAAGAAAGUUCGGAUGAUGAACAUACAUGGUCGAAGGAACUUAAAAAACAACAUAAAAUGAUAAAUGAAGAACACAGGCAGCAAGAACUAAGGAAAGCCGAAGAAGAUUUGAGGAAUUUGGAAGAAGAGAUUAAAAAACAACCAACUUUGUACGAAUUCAAACAUGGAGAUGAGUUCAAAGGGCUUAAUAGUAUUAAAAAAAAGACUAACAGGGCUCCUCUUAGUGAACGGUUAAAAGAAGAAGAUGCCUCAGUUAAACUGUUGGGUUCCGUAGGUAAUCGAGAAAUGACUUUCUCGACUAGGAAAAAGAAGAAUUUUUCAUUGGAAGAGAAGAACCGAAGACAUCGAGAAGAAAGGAAACGUUUAGUACGACCUGGUUUCACAAUCAAAUCCAAAUACAAAACGAAAUUCUCAGGUGGAAAACGACGUUAAUAUCAUGUAAAUAAUAAGUUUUAUUUCA
This is a messenger RNA of Diorhabda carinulata, 2207 nucleotides long. It is a transcript of the gene l(2)34Fd, whose product is annotated as nucleolar protein 10. The transcript has 8 exons. Gene Ontology annotation, biological process: maturation of SSU-rRNA from tricistronic rRNA transcript (SSU-rRNA, 5.8S rRNA, LSU-rRNA). The coding region runs from base 107 to 2179 and encodes 690 amino acids. NCBI's taxonomy places the organism in Eukaryota, Metazoa, Arthropoda, Insecta, Coleoptera, Chrysomelidae. Gene Ontology annotation, molecular function: protein binding. Gene Ontology annotation, cellular component: small-subunit processome; nucleus; 90S preribosome. The record is from RefSeq and is a predicted model, not a curated record.